GUACAAGCAAGCUGUCGCAUUUUUUUGCAACUUGGUCUCUAAUUACUGCAGUACAUUGCUACAUCUUUGAGCAUCAGGUUGGUUUAACAAAGCUACUAUCAUGAGCCUAAACAGACUUGUGCGUCUUCUGCUGCUAGUCGUCGGCACAUCCUUGAUUGUGUUCUUGGCUUUUCGUCUUCGUCCCCACGUCAUCAAGUACGCGAUGAGGCCCACCGGAAGUCGGUGUGACGUAAACAAGAUGGAUGCUGUGGCACAUCCGAUGAGCCCUUUACAACUGGAAGAAGAUUUUGGCUCAGGACCAUUGAGCAGUGUUCGUCAAAAAGGUUACGUCACAAACCUAUCCAGCUUGGAUCUAGACAAGUUAUCCACAGAGGAAAUUCUAAUGACAAUCCACAGUUAUCCAGAUAACACGGAUACUUUAUGCCGAAGGAAAUUCCGCAUGGGCAACAUAGGGGACGGGGGGUGGGAGAUCUGCGACGACCCAGACAUCCGUCCCCGGGCCCCCUGCAUCAUCUACUCACUCGGCAUCAACUUCGACUUCUCUUUUGACGACGACGCCGCCAGGCUUUACGGGUGUCACGUGUACUCAUUCGACCCCAGCAUGGAGAAAGAAAAAGAUCAAUACAACAGGUCUGAUCGAGUCCAUUUCUACAAGAUCGGCCUGUCCGGAAGUACAUACGUAAACAGUAACAAAUGGCAGCUCUACACGUUAGGUGACCUACGGAAAAAACUGGGCCACCAGAACUCGACCAUCGACGUCAUCAAAAUGGACAUUGAGAGCUCCGAAUGGGAGGCGCUGCCAGAGAUGGCGUCUUCCGGCGAGUUAGACAAAGUUCGGCAACUCCUGCUCGAGUUUCACAUUCUAGAGGAGAAGAGAGAUUAUUUAUUGCCGAGACUGAAGGCCAUGCAGGCAAUCGAGAAAAGUGGGCUGAAAAUAUUCUACACGCAUAAAAACCACGCAUGCGGUACAAAAGUUUCGUGUUUUCCCCUUCGGAGAUCAAUGUGCUACGAGGUGCAUUAUCUUAGAAGAUAAUCCUAAUGUUUAAAGGUGCGCACUUCUCUCUGUCUUACUUAUAACCGAGGUCAUGAGAUCAGAUUCUUCAGUAAUAUAGGUAGAACUUAAAAAUGUACUUUUAAUGACACAAAUUUCUUAUAAACGAGGUCAUGAGAUCAGAUUCUUCAGUAAUAUAG
Molecule: messenger RNA, 1191 nt
Organism: Physella acuta
Lineage: Eukaryota; Metazoa; Mollusca; Gastropoda; Physidae
Product: putative methyltransferase-like protein 24
Source: RefSeq, a predicted model, not a curated record